Molecule: messenger RNA, 1139 nt
Organism: Colius striatus (speckled mousebird)
Lineage: Eukaryota; Metazoa; Chordata; Aves; Coliiformes; Coliidae
Gene: POLR3GL
Product: RNA polymerase III subunit GL
Exons: 7
Coding region: 60-710 (216 amino acids)
Biological process (GO): transcription by RNA polymerase III
Cellular component (GO): RNA polymerase III complex
Source: RefSeq, a predicted model, not a curated record
GCCCCGAACCCCCCCAAAACCCACCCAAACACCCCCCCCAGAGCCCCCCAACCCGAGCCAUGGCGGGCCGGGGCCGGGGCCGGGGCCGCGGGCAGAUGACCUUCAACGUGGAGGCGGUGGGGAUCGGGAAGGGAGACGCGCUGCCCCCCCCCACCCUGCAGCCCUCCCCGCUCUUCCCGCCGCUGGAGCAGCGCGCGGCGCCGCUGCCGGGGGGGGAGGAGGGCGAGUACAUGCUGGCGCUGAAGCAGGAGCUGCGCGGGGCCAUGCGGGGCCUCCCCUACUUUGUCCGGCCCGGGGCACCCCGAAGAGACAUCGAGCGCUACUCAGACAAGUACCAGAUCUCCAGCCCGGUUGACAGCGCCAUCGACUGGAACCCAGACUGGAGGCGGCUGCCGCGGGAGCUGAAGAUUCGCGUGCGGCGGCUGCGCAAAGGCCGGACCACCCUCCUGCUCCCCAAGAGCAAGCAGCGGGUCACACUCGACAAGGAAGAGGCCAUUAAGAAGCUGGAGAGCCUGGAGAAGAAGGAGGAGGAGGUGACGUCAGAGGAGGAAGAGGAGAAGGAGGAGGAAGAGGAAGGGAAAGAAGAGGAGGAAGAGGAGUAUGACGAGGAAGAGCACGAGGAGGAGACCGAUUACAUCAUGUCCUACUUCGAUAACGGGGAGGACUUUGGCGCCGACAGCGACGACAACAUGGAUGAGGCGGUUUACUGACCCCCCCCCGGGGACAUCGGGGUCCUCUGGCACCCCCCGCGGCACAGGGGGGUCCCCUAUCACCAGCACAGCCCCCCCCAAAUACCUGGGGUCCCUUGUCACCCCCCCCAGGACAUGGGGGGGGUCCUGUCACCCCCCUUCUCUUGCCUGCAGGUGGCACUUGUGCUCCAGAGCUGGGGGGGUGGGUGUGGGGUGUUGGCCCCCCCUUCAAGGUGGGAUCCCCCGAGAUUGGGGCACCCCAGAGCGCUGGCGGCUUGUAGAGGGGGGAGCACCCCACUGCCCCCCAACCUCGGGGUCCCUGGGGGCUCUCACAGCCCUGGGGGGGCCCAGCCCUGGCCUUGCCCCUUUUCCUCAGCCCCUUUUUGAGCAGCUUUUUAACUUUUGGGGUUUUUUUACCCAAUUUGGGGCAGAUUAAAGGGAAUUUUGGCA